This is a messenger RNA of Schizosaccharomyces osmophilus, 2313 nucleotides long. It is a transcript of the gene rad15, whose product is annotated as transcription factor TFIIH complex DNA helicase (ERCC2) subunit Rad15-like. Bases 1 to 2313 code for a protein of 770 amino acids. Gene Ontology annotation, molecular function: damaged DNA binding; ATP binding; DNA helicase activity. The record is from RefSeq and is a predicted model, not a curated record. Gene Ontology annotation, cellular component: nucleus. Lineage: Eukaryota; Fungi; Ascomycota; Schizosaccharomycetes; Schizosaccharomycetales; Schizosaccharomycetaceae. Gene Ontology annotation, biological process: positive regulation of mitotic recombination; nucleotide-excision repair; transcription by RNA polymerase II. The transcript has a single exon.
AUGAAGUUUUAUAUCGAUGACCUUCCUGUGCUCUUUCCCUAUCCCCGUAUAUACCCUGAACAGUACCAGUAUAUGUGCGAUCUAAAGCACUCUCUAGACGCUGGUGGUGCUGCUUUACUAGAGAUGCCUUCAGGAACCGGAAAGACAAUUUCCUUGUUAUCUUUGAUUAUUUCUUACCAAUCCCAUUAUCCCGAGCAUCGGAAACUUAUUUAUUGCUCCCGUACCAUGUCGGAAAUUGACAAAGCUUUGGCAGAAUUGAAACGCCUCAUGCAAUAUCGUACUUCUCAGCUUGGCUACGAAGAACCAUUUCUUGGUCUUGGCUUGUCCAGUCGGAAAAAUUUAUGUCUGCAUCCUUCUGUUCGUCGCGAAAAGAACGGAAACGUUGUUGACGCCCGCUGCCGAUCAAUGACUGCCGGUUUUGUCAAGGAGCAAAAGCAAGCUGGCAUGGAUGUACAGCUAUGUGAUUUCCAUGAAAACUUAGAGGACUUGGAACCUCAUAGUUUGGUGCCAAAUGGCGUUUGGACUCUCGAUGAUAUUACAGAAUAUGGCACAAAGCAUGUUCGCUGUCCUUAUUUCACCGUUCGUCGAAUGCUUCCAUUUUGCAAUGUUAUUAUCUAUUCCUAUCACUAUUUAUUGGAUCCAAAAAUUGCUGAACGAGUUUCCAAAGAACUUAGUAAAGACUGCAUUGUCGUCUUCGACGAGGCUCAUAACAUCGAUAACGUAUGUAUUGAAUCUCUUAGUAUCGACUUGACAGAUUCUUCUUUGCGAAAAGCUACCCGCGGUGUCCAAGCUCUUGAACAAAAGGUAAACGAGGUUAAGCAAUCUGACGCAAAAAAGCUUCAGGAUGAAUACCAAAAGCUUGUAAGCGGUCUUCAAGGUGCUAAUACUGCUUCGGCUGAGGAGCAGUUUAUGACAAACCCCGUCUUACCCGAAGACAUAUUACAGGAAGCUGUUCCUGGUAAUAUCCGUCGUGCUGAACAUUUCGUUGCUUUUUUAAAAAGAUUCGUCGAAUAUUUGAAAACUCGUAUGAAAGUUCUUCAUGUAAUUGCUGAAACCCCCACUUCCUUCUUGCAGCACGUAAAAGAUCUGACAUUUAUUGAUGCAAAGCCGCUUCGAUUUUGCGCCGAACGAUUGAACAGUCUUGUCCGUGCCUUGCAAAUUGCCGCUGUUGACGAUUUUCAAUCCUUACAGCAAGUUGCAACCUUUGCUACUCUUGUAUCUACCUAUGAACGCGGGUUUGUCUUAAUUUUAGAGCCUUUCGAAACGGAAAAUGCUACUGUUCCCAACCCAAUUCUUCAUUUCUCCUGUUUAGAUGCCGCUAUUGCGAUCAAGCCCGUAUUUGACAGAUUCCGUUCUGUAGUCAUCACAAGUGGUACGCUUUCACCUCUUGACAUGUAUCCAAAAAUGCUUCAAUUUAACUCCGUUAUUCAGGAAUCUUAUGGCAUGUCUUUGGCAAGGAACUGUUUUCUACCAAUGGUUAUAACUAGAGGCGGUGAUCAAGUUUCCAUAUCUUCCAAGUUUGAAGCUCGUAAUGAUCCAAGUGUUGUUAGGAAUUACGGUAACAUAUUGAUCGAGUAUUCCAAAAUUGUUCCCGAUGGAUUAGUCGCAUUUUUUCCCAGUUAUUUAUAUUUGGAAAGUAUCGUGUCUAGUUGGCAAAGCAUGGGUAUUUUAGACGAAGUGUGGAAAUAUAAGUUGAUUUUAGUAGAAACCCCGGAUCCGCAUGAAACAACUUUGGCUUUGGAGACUUACCGUGCUGCAUGCAGUAAUGGUCGUGGUGCAGUGUUGCUUUCUGUCGCUCGAGGAAAGGUUUCGGAGGGAGUUGAUUUUGACCAUCAUUACGGAAGAGCCGUCAUUAUGUUUGGGAUCCCUUACCAGUACACAGAAAGUAGGAUUUUAAAAGCCCGUUUAGAAUUUUUAAGGGACACUUAUCAAAUUCGGGAAGCAGAUUUCUUGACGUUCGACGCCAUGCGACAUGCUGCUCAGUGUCUAGGGCGUGUACUACGUGGUAAAGACGAUCAUGGUAUUAUGGUUCUUGCUGACAAGCGUUAUGGUCGGUCCGACAAGCGAACAAAGUUGCCCAAGUGGAUUCAGCAGUACAUAACUGAGGGUGCUACGAAUUUAAGCACUGAUAUGUCUGUUGCAUUAGCUAAAAAAUUCUUGAGAAGUAUGGCUCAACCGUUCACUUCCGCUGAUCAGGAAGGUAUAUCUUGGUGGAGUUUUGGAGAUUUGCAAGAUCAUCAAAGAAAAAGUUCUAAAAUGAAGACUGUUGAAAACGAAAAACAUGAUGAAGAAAUGGAUAUUGACAUGACAUAA